Molecule: messenger RNA, 234 nt
Organism: Cavia porcellus (domestic guinea pig)
Lineage: Eukaryota; Metazoa; Chordata; Mammalia; Rodentia; Caviidae
Product: small proline-rich protein 2D-like
Exons: 1
Coding region: 1-234 (77 amino acids)
Cellular component (GO): cornified envelope
Source: RefSeq, a predicted model, not a curated record
AUGUCUUAUCAACAGCAGCAGUGCAAGCAGCCUUGCCAGCCACCUCCUGUGGUCAUAACUCCAAAGUGUCCUGAGCCAUGCCCACCUCCAAAGUGUCCUGAGCCAUGUCCACCUCCAAAGUGUCCUGAGCCAUGCCUACCUCCAAAGUGUCCUGAGCCAUGUCCACUUCCACAACCACAAUGUCCUAUGCAAACUCCCCUGCCCUGCCAACAGAAGUGCCCCCCACAAGAGUAA